AACAAAAUGACUGACACAGGUUUUGAAUGUUGUCUUUGUAUGAAAUUAGCUAUUAAAGCCUAAAUAUGCGAAAAAUGUGGUUCUAUGUACUGCAAGAUGUGUCUCAAAGAAAUAUUUGGUAAAAAUUAUGAAUGUGUUUAAUGCCAAUCCUAAUCAUUCAGAUCUAUUAAAAAAUCAGCAUUGUAAGAGGUUUAUGAUGAAAUACUUAGUAAAUCUCAAAUAGUAAAAAAUUAAAAAAUUGAAAAGCCUCCUCCUCCUAAACUUUCUGUCGUAGAAUAAAGAACAUAAUAAAUCUAUUUAAGAGAAAUGUGUGUAAAUUAUGAGAUUUGCAAGCAAAAUGUUAAUUAAUAAUACAAAAAUGAAUAAGUAUGUAGUUAAGAGUGUUUAUUUUUCUCUAAACUAUUUCCUUUAGUCGAAUAAUAAGAUUUUACAAAAAUUAGAUAAGAAAUUAUUUCAAUAGAAUAAUUUAUUAAAAAUAAAUAGCCAACUUAAUUAUUUUAAUAGAUUGUCAUACCAACAUAACAAAAUUAAAUUGGUUGCACAAACUUUGUUUUUGAUAAAUGUGGAGAAGGUAUUGUAAUUAAAUAUUAAUCUGUUACAUUAUAAGAGGAAGAAUACACAUUUAAAACUGUUACUUGUUCUAAAGGUUUUUAAAAUGGAAUUCAUUUUUGGAAAAUUAAUCCUAUGUUUAUGACAAAAAAUGAAUUGAAAAUUGGAGUUUCAACUUCUGAUAGAUAUGCUCUUAAUACUGCUUUUUCUGAUUACAAUUUUGGCUAUGCUUACUAUACAGUAGGUUAAUUUAAAAAUGGAAGCAAUUCUAAUGUAUAAUAAAAAAAUAAAUAUAGGGAUUUGAAUAUGGUGUUAAAUUUAAAAACAUGGGUGAAGUAGGAGUAUUGCUUGAUAUGAAUAGAGGAGUAUUAGCAUUUUCAUACGAUGAUAAUUUUUUAGGAAAAGCCAUUUGUACAGAUCAACUUAAAAAAGGACCUAUUUAUCCUUGUGUUGCUUUACUUCAUUAAGCAGGGUUUGAAUUUAAAUGUGGUUUACCUAUCCCUUAAAAUUUACUUGAAUUAUUUUUAAAAUGA
Molecule: messenger RNA, 1082 nt
Organism: Paramecium sonneborni
Lineage: Eukaryota; Ciliophora; Oligohymenophorea; Peniculida; Parameciidae
Source: the annotation of a GenBank genome assembly